Messenger RNA from Dichomitus squalens LYAD-421 SS1, 1654 nucleotides. RefSeq names its product myo-inositol oxygenase. The transcript has 9 exons. Gene Ontology annotation, molecular function: inositol oxygenase activity; iron ion binding. Gene Ontology annotation, biological process: inositol catabolic process. Gene Ontology annotation, cellular component: cytoplasm. Bases 555 to 1451 code for a protein of 298 amino acids. NCBI's taxonomy places the organism in Eukaryota, Fungi, Basidiomycota, Agaricomycetes, Polyporales, Polyporaceae. The record is from RefSeq and is a predicted model, not a curated record.
GAUAUCCUCACGGCAGGGAUUCGGAUGUUCUCGAUUCGAGAAAAGUCGAUGAGAUGCGGACGCGAAAGGAUAGUUUACCUCGCGACUCCCCUUUUCAGAGACUUUUCUCCAGCUGAAAACAUCCGAAUCCCUGCCGUGCCUCGUACUCGAGGCGCGUCUGCGACUCCAUCUUGCCUUCUGCGCCCGCUUUGACGGCUUGUCGCUGGCGAGGAUCGAGCCCUCUACCGGUAUUCGGGCCGCGUCCGGCUACGAUCAUUUGACAUCGAGGUUCCGUUCCCCGCUACGCUUCCACUGCGCUACAACCAAGACCCUUGCCCUAUGACCUAUCGCUUCUGGUUUCACACCUCAACCAACUGGCCGACCCUGGAUACCUACAAGUCUGAGCUGCUUGUGGCGAAACAUGGAGAUCAGACGCCGUUGCGCGCGCUCUGACAUAAGCCCCUUGGCGACCUGGUAUAAGAUUCCUCAGCACCAAGCGGCUCUCCACUCGCCAUCCCCACCAUCCUUACAUUUGUCCCCUUGACGCCACUUGAACCUCGAACUGCAUCAUCAAUAUGCCUUCCGUCAACGAUGGUCUCACUCUCGACGCUGUCUCGGACGCCGUCGAUGAAGUCAACAAGCUGAAAGGGCAGGUCCCCAAGUGGGAGGAGAAGUCCAAGUUCGACGCCGAAAAGGACAAGAACGCCUUCCGCCAAUACGAAGCGGCGUGCGACCGCGUCAAGAACUUCUACCGCGAGCAGCACGAGAAGCAGACAUUCGAAUUCAACGUUCGCGUGCGGGCUGAGUUCAAGAAGACCGUGCACGCCCGGAUGGGUAUCUGGGAGGCGAUGGAGAAGCUCAACACCCUCGUGGAUGAUUCCGACCCCGAUACCAGCCUCUCGCAGAUCGAACACCUUCUCCAGACCGCGGAGGCGAUGCGUCGUGAUGGGCAGCCGGAGUGGAUGCAGGUCGCAGGUCUCGUGCAUGACCUCGGCAAGCUCCUAUACUUCUUCGGCUCAGAAGGCCAAUGGGACGUUGUCGGGGACACGUUCGUUGUCGGCUGCAAGUUCUCGGACAAGAUAAUCUACCCUGGUACUUUCACGGCAAACCCCGACUCCAAUGACCCUAUCUACUCAACCGAGUAUGGUGUCUACUCUCCCAACUGCGGUCUCGAGAACGUCAUGCUCUCAUGGGGACAUGAUGAAUACCUCUACCAUGUCCUCAAGCAUCAAAGCUCCCUCCCCAUGGAAGCGCUCUACAUGAUCCGUUACCACAGUUUCUACCCAUGGCACCGCGAAGGCGCGUACUCGCACCUUACGAACGCCGAGGACCAACGUGCGCUGGAGGCUGUUCGCGCUUUCAACCCCUACGACCUGUACAGCAAGAGCGACGAGCCCGUCAAUGUCGAGAAGGUCAAGCCUUACUACCAAGGCUUGAUUGCGAAGUACUUCCCCGCCGUGAUCGAAUGGUGAACACAACGGCGGAAUGCAGGUGCAUGGGUUUACAAUAUGCUUAUUCUGGACCGCUGUAAUUGCCCUUGUUCGCCUUUCGUGAGCAGCUUGGACUGUGAUCAAUUCCUGAGCCCUGUAUUACUAGUCUUAUACCCAACGAGCUCGUGUUCUGUCUUCCGUAGUAGCAAUAUUGGUGGUUUAUGUGCGGUAAUGAGAAUGCUUUC